AUGUUUUCUCGUUUCGCCCGUCUCCCGCUCCGCAGAUGCCUCCACACCUCCCAGAGGCCUGCCACAGCCCCAGUUUCUCUUGGAAAGGCUGCUCGCUCGGUGCUCUGUGCAUCUGCAGUUGCCACCGCCUAUCUGGCCUGGCACAUGUCAAGAGAGGCCAAUGAACUAGCUCUUGACUCUCCUUUGACUUCACGAUCCACAGAAAAACAUCCCGCGUCCAAUGCAACGCGUCCUGUCCACGCUCCUCUUGUCCCCGCUCCGUCAGCAUCAUCGUCCGACAGUGACGCUUUCGUGCCCGACGAGCCCUCUGACACUGCUGACACUACACUCACGCCCUCUGACCCGCAGGGUGAAAUUCCUGCAUCGGACGGAGAUGUGCCUCCAACAGGAGGCCAGCCAGCAGCCUCUGGGGCAUUCAACCCCGAAACUGGAGAAAUCAACUGGGACUGUCCCUGCUUAGGAGGAAUGGCCCAUGGACCAUGUGGACCAGAGUUCAGAGAAGCAUUCUCUUGCUUCGUCUUCUCAGAGGCAGAGCCCAAAGGCAUCAACUGCGUUGAAAAGUUCCAAAACAUGCAGAAUUGCUUCAGAGCCCAUCCCGAAGUGUAUGCCGACGAAAUAAUGGAUGACGACGACGAGCCGGCCGAUGUAGAUUCGAGGGAUCAUUCUGACGUCAGCAAGAACCAAGAAGAAAGCCCUUCAGAAUUGGCCACCACAUCAAAACCACACAUUGAUGCAACACCCGCCGCGAGUGUCACCACCGACUCUUCGUAA
This is a messenger RNA of Psilocybe cubensis, 771 nucleotides long. RefSeq lists its product as uncharacterized. Gene Ontology annotation, cellular component: mitochondrial intermembrane space. The coding region runs from base 1 to 771 and encodes 256 amino acids. NCBI's taxonomy places the organism in Eukaryota, Fungi, Basidiomycota, Agaricomycetes, Agaricales, Agrocybaceae. Gene Ontology annotation, biological process: protein import into mitochondrial intermembrane space. The record is from RefSeq and is a predicted model, not a curated record. Gene Ontology annotation, molecular function: protein-disulfide reductase activity. The transcript has 3 exons.